AUUUUAACUUAUCUUUUAAAAAAAUAGAACUAUUUAUUUCUUUUUAAAAAAUAUAUAAAAAUAAAAAUAAAAACUUAGUCAGGGGGACAUGACAAAAAGGAUCGUCUGGGACAAGUCGAGUCACAGCAGGUGGAGAUCGGAGUCUGUCGAAAGCGACGUUUCGAUGAGCAACUUCCAAACGCCAAGAGAACACCGACAUCACCGAAGAAGAGAUAGCAACAGCAGAACUGUACAAAGCGAUCCACGUUCAGACCCUGACAAAGAGAACAAACCGUCAAAUCAUUCCAUCAAUACAGUUAAUUCUUGGGAAAUUAAUGAAAUCAACGGUCAAAAUUCAAACAAAGACUCAAUCAAAAGAAAUAAGAAGCGACUCAAAAAGAAUGAGAUAAAUGGUCAAAAGUUAAAAAUACCCGUGUCAAUACCAUAUCCCCUGAGACCGAAGAUCAUGGUGUCAAUACCUUUAGAAAAAAUAAGCGUAAAUACUGAAAGGGUUGUGAAAGAAGAGAAAAUCCCUCCGAUUAAAGUAAGCGCAUUGCUAAGGGAGAAGAACGUCAAACUCAACUCGAAAUUUUCAGAGUCUUCAAGUGACGAUUCUUCGUAUUCAGAGUCUGAAAAUAUUGACUGCAUAGGCAUACUGUUAAAAGAGAUGGAAGACUCUGAAUACUCGACUUCGAGUGAGUUUGAUUUUUCUGAGGAAUCUCGAGUUGAUUUCCCGAAGGAAGAAUUGCCGAGGGUUUCCGAGACGAAGGUUCCUUUUAUAAGCAGCUCCGUUACGAUAACCCCUGUAGUCGUAAGAGCAGAUGAGAGUAAGUUUAAUUUUUUAACACAACAGGAGAGGUCGCCGUGGCCAAUUGGAACUUCGACUCCACUCAAUACACAAAUUUUUCCGAAUGAAAUCUCUCCCGUUGUGCCUCUUAAGAGGCCCAAGCCUUCAGUCGUGGCAGAAAGCUCUCAGACCACAUCGCACGAUGUCAGAUGUUUGUUCUCCGAUUUGGACUUUUCAGGCCAAGCGAACAAGUUAUUUGACAAUCUGACAUCACUCGAAUGUGGGGAAACUCCUGUCGACAAUAUGCUCAUUAAUGAAAUCGACCAACUCCAACCGUCGAACAUGAACGAUUUCGACCCGUUGCGCUGGAACAUCCAAUUCAACGAUAAUCUUAACCUGCCGAUUGAAUCGGACAACUUCGUGCAGACUUGGCUCUCGACGAGCAACACGGAUAGCGGCAUAACGUCGACAAACUUGGAAAACUCAAACAGCAUCGAAGGCUGUGUCACACCGGCGACUCUGGAAAACUCGGGUGCCAUUGGCGCUUGGCCGAACCCGCAGUAUGGCGCCAAGAUCCUUCAAAACGAAAUCCUGAUGCUGGAACAAGGAUCGCAGACCAGCGCCAACUCUGGAAAGCCUUUCACGAGGAAUUUACACUGGUGUUGCAGUUGCGAUAAAAUCUGCCACUGCAGCUUCCAACAGCAUCACCACUGCUGUAAAUCGGUCCACUGCAGUUUACAUGCAAACACAGUCAGCAGAUUAGAUGCAUACACGCAAACCUAAAAACUUCCGAGCAUCGUUGCCUUCUCAAAAGGGAUAUAUGUGAAUAUUUUAAACUUUUUUUUUUACAUAAAUAAAACUAGUAACAAAUUAAAUUUUAUUCUA
Cimex lectularius (bed bug) is the source of this 1651-nucleotide messenger RNA. RefSeq lists its product as uncharacterized. The transcript is spliced from 3 exons. The record is from RefSeq and is a predicted model, not a curated record. Lineage: Eukaryota; Metazoa; Arthropoda; Insecta; Hemiptera; Cimicidae. The coding region runs from base 89 to 1549 and encodes 486 amino acids.